AACAGUUCAUUUACAUCUAAAGUUAAAAACCCGCCUUUUUUUAGCACACGCUUAUCUCCAUAUAAUAUACUAUAUACAUAUAAACUUCCCUUGACUAUUAUUCAUCUUCUUUCUACACUAUCCUUUUCAAUUUCUAGUCAAAUUCGUUGUUUCUGUGGAAAGUUCCAUCAAUUUUCUGGUGAUUUGUAGAAGUAAUAAAGCGAGAUCGAUGACGAUCACGGAGUCGCCGGAGAGUCUUACGUCGUCGAGCGACGAUAACAGCAACCUUCGAAGGCGACGUAGCGGUGGUGCUAAAGCUGUGGAGGAUGUGACGGAGUCGGAUUCCAGCUCCGCGAUGGAAGCUUCUAGUAGCUCGGAUGACGUAACAGGUGACGUCGGAGAUGGCAAGUUCAGUGAUGGAAAUGAAAUUCAGGAGGAGAAGGUUGAGAAUGAGGAGCAGAGGAAAGCAACUGAAACGACGCCGUUGAAAUAUGUUUAUAGAGCGUCGGCGCCGGCUCAUCGGCGAAUCAAGGAAAGUCCUCUCAGCUCCGCUGCCAUUUUCAAACAAAGUCAUGCAGGCCUACUCAAUCUCUGUGUAGUGGUGCUUAUUGCCGUAAACAGCAGGCUGAUUAUCGAAAAUUUGAUGAAGUAUGGCUUGUUAAUUGGCUCUGGCUUCUGGUUUAGUUCAACAUCAUUAAGAGAUUGGCCACUUCUGCUGUGUUGUCUUAGUCUCCCCAUUUUCCCUCUUGCUGCUUUUCUUGUCGAGAAGCUGGCACAGAAGAAGUAUAUGGCUGAACGUGUAGUUGUCACUCUUCACAUAAUUAUCACAACAGCUGCCAUUUUGUAUCCAGUUAUGGUCAUACUCAGGUGUGAUUCUGCUUUCCUAGCGGGUGUCACAUUGAUGCUGUUUGCUUGCGUUGUGUGGAUGAAACUGGUUUCUUAUGCACAUACAAGUUAUGAUAUGAGACAGCUUGCGGAAUCCGUAGAUAAGGGUGAAAAUUCAGAUAUCAACUACUCUUAUGAUGUUAGUUUCAAGAGUUUGGCUUACUUCAUGGUUGCCCCAACUUUGUGCUAUCAGCUUAGCUAUCCUCGCACUGCAUGCAUUCGGAAGGGGUGGCUGACACGCCAACUCAUCAAGCUGGUAAUUUUUACAGGAUUUAUGGGAUUCAUCAUUGAACAGUAUAUUAACCCAAUUGUGCAAAACUCACAACAUCCAUUGAAAGGAGACCUUUUAUACGCCAUCGAGAGGGUAUUGAGGCUUUCACUUCCAAAUUUAUAUGUCUGGCUCUGCAUGUUCUACUGCCUCUUUCAUCUUUGGCUAAAUAUACUUGCAGAACUUCUGCGAUUUGGGGAUCGUGAGUUCUACAAAGAUUGGUGGAAUGCAAAAACUAUUGAUGAGUAUUGGAGACUCUGGAAUAUGGUAUGUAAUUCUACCUUCUUUUUAUGUUAUUGCCUGAUAUUUAUGCAUGCAAAAAAUGUGUUUGUCUUAGUUACCUGGAAGUGGAACUUUCAGAAGACUAUUGAUGUUUCAGUCUUGUGAUAAAUAGCAUUACGAAUCCUAUUUUGGACUGCUCAGUUUUGCUUUGGGGUAAAUUUUGCAUUAACACAAACUGAUGUUAUAGUGUCUAGCUUGAUUUUGGACAUAUGCGAACCUAUUAUAAGAGAAAUCCUCCCUGUUUCGGGUUGUCUGGCUAGCUCUUGAGAAGACUUGAAAUGUCUGACAUUCAAUGAGUCUCUGAAGGAUGAAAGUGGCAAUCCGGCAAAAUCUCUCAAGAUAAGAGAAACCACCCUGGGGGGUUGUGUUAUGCACUUAUUUGGCCAGCGAGUAUAUUGGCAAAUGACUGUUCCAUAUACGGCUAUGCACACAUGUGGGCAGCGAGCACAUUGAGAAAUGACUACUCAUUGCAUCCUGUAGGUAGUAGCAUACUUGCUUGUGUGCGUCUGUCUCC
Messenger RNA from Nicotiana tabacum (common tobacco), 1928 nucleotides. NCBI's taxonomy places the organism in Eukaryota, Viridiplantae, Streptophyta, Magnoliopsida, Solanales, Solanaceae. The record is from RefSeq and is a predicted model, not a curated record.